GCUACUUCCGCGAGCGAGGUGGCGCUGCCGCUCGCCCAAGGUCCCUUUCGUGAGGAGUUUGUAUAUUUUUCUCACAAAUCUCGUUGAGAUAUCGCAGUUUUUUUUUUUCGUCACGCACAUAUGCAGGUGAGAAAUGACGUUGACAGAACCGAUGCUCGUCGACGCGUCAUUCGUUGAAAAACAGCUGAUGUGAGCCGAUGUCCGGGGACUUAUCUAGCAUCAUCUCGCGGCAUCGUGGGACGAGACGGUCCGAGGGGAGGAAACUGGAGGCGGAGGCCCUUAUUUACGUUUUCCCAGAGCGAGAAUCCCGCGCGAGGCGUCCUUAGAAGAGGAGGAGGAGGAUCAUUCGGCACGAUUUCCAGCAAUUCGUUCCCCAUGUCGGAUGGAAACAUGGACCGGGAGAAAAACGAGAGGUUAACCGCGAGGAAGAUUGAGGAGGAGGAGAUGAAACGCAAGCUCACGGAUAUUGGGAUAUACGAGCCAGAAUUCACGUACAAAGAAAUGAAACGACUGCUUGGAUUUAUCAACGAGUCUCAAGAUACAUCAAAGGUCGCCUCCAAUAACAAUGAUACGCACAGGGGACAACAUAAUAAUCAACAUCUUUCGGAAACCGACACGACUGCAUCGCAAGAGGCAAUUUCACAAGAGUCUACAGAGCUGCCUAGACCAUCGUACUCUUACAAAUUGAAUCGCACAUCACCAACGGUGCACGAGCAUAAGACUCACUACAACAAUCAGGAUUCCCCGCCUCUCUUCGAGGUACGAAACCCCAUGUACAGACGCAAGAGUUCAGAUAGCGACGACAUAAUCGAAAAGCAGUUGGAGAGCACCAAUUCUACCCACAGUACAAAUCGUUUACUCUCGUUGAGAUCGUCGAAUAAUCCACGAGAGGGCCAGAACGUGGCGGAUAGGAAAACGGCGCAGGAUACCCAGGGUGACUUAGUUCAAAGGUUGGAAAGAUGGCGACUGAACCCGCUCGACCUCUGCAUCAACGAAAACGACGUGCCUUUGCGACAACCAAACCGGUCCUGGAUUCGAGAACGUGUGCUGUUCAGAUAUUGCAAAGAAACGCACACGCCCGAGCAGCGCGACCAAGCAAUACGAUUAGUGAGCCAGCAUUUGAAGGAGGUAGCAGACUUGUGGUACAGUUGGCACCCGGCUGCUAAUUCGAUAUUUCAAUGGGGGUCACCCAUUCAGGUCGGCACUGCUAACGGUAGCUUGGAUAAAAAUCCAUUAACCGAAUCUAAGACUGAACAGAACAAAACAGAAACGUACAGGGAUAGUCACGAGCGUGCUAGUAAACGUAAAGCGAGCUCUCGCAUCGCUAAUCUGACUAGAGACAGUUCCACCGAGGACGAAGAGGACAAGUGGUACAAUUGUUCUCAUGAUAAGAAGAGGAGAACACGACCCGACAGUAAAUCGAGCAACGAGAAUCAACGCGCGUCCAAUGAUUGUCAUGAAAGAGCAACGUCGAGCGUGAUCAUGCGUCAAGGAAACUCCAUCAACGAUAACAAUAGCGAUGCAGACCCCGAUAACGAGCACGUUAGAUGUGUACGGGCCAAGAAAACCGAGGAGGAAAAUGAAAGCGACUCGACAGACUUGAAUAUAUAUCCGAGAAGGAUAGUACCACCGAAUCCUAGUAAGCCACGUCCAAGACCAAGAAAGGCCAUUGGUACGUCGAAACCAUCUGCAAAAACGCGGGGUGGGAAUAAAGCUGUCGAACAGGCCAAAAAGCAAAAGAAUAUAUUGACAGACAACGAAAUCGAGCAAUUGAUAGAAGAGUGGGAUGUCGACGAGGAGAAGGUUGCGGUGAAGAAGAACGUGGAGAUGCGACCAUUGCCAAUACCGAAAGAGGUACGCUCUAGAUUACACGAGAAGCGACUUUCGCUUCGUAAUACGAAAGUGAUUAAAGAAACGAGGGCGUCGAAAGAAGAGGAGAACGAUGGGCAGAAGAAGGAAAAGAGGCCAAAACUUUGCGAACGAGAGGAAGGAGAAUCAUGUAGGAUUAGAAACGGAACUCAGAGCUGGGAACGUCAACUAAUGUCCGAUGAUGAGGACAAUUUAUUCGAAACAAAUCCAGAUGUGCAGAAUGGCAAUCAAUCUGAUAAUGAAAUUACUUUGACAAAUAAUGUAAAUUGUCCUAUAUGCAAUAAGUUGUUUCCGGAUAGCGAGAUAGAGAAUCAUGCCGCUGAUUGCGAACAAUUCGAGAUGAAUAACGAAGAGAAUAGUAAUGACGCGAUUAAAUUGGAAUGUAAUAUAUGCAGCAAUUACAAAACUAGCAACGGGGUGGAAUACGAGGAACAUGUUCAGCAAUGUAUCAUUAGGCAGGAUAAAAGGCAUUCAGGUGGAUCUGAAGAUAUCGAUACUACACCUUCUUCAUCCUUUCAUACAUAUAAGCAAGUAAUUGAUGAACAAAAAGAUCCCGAGAUAGCUUAUUUGGGUCAGUUUUUCUCUGAUAAGACAAAAAUAAAUAAGAAUAAAAAAAGGAAAUUAUAUACCAAAAAAUAGUAAGAAAUAAAAUAG
Molecule: messenger RNA, 2523 nt
Organism: Camponotus floridanus (Florida carpenter ant)
Lineage: Eukaryota; Metazoa; Arthropoda; Insecta; Hymenoptera; Formicidae
Exons: 6
Coding region: 376-2508 (710 amino acids)
Source: RefSeq, a predicted model, not a curated record